UCCCCAUUGCCGCCGAGACCGCGCCGCGAGCGCCUUGCCGGAGGGGGUUCGAGCCGAUGGUUACCAUGGGAACCCGGCCCGGAGCGCACUCGCGCCCACUCCUGCUGCUCCUCCUCGCGCUGCCGCUGGUGCGGGGCCUGGGGACCCGGGGGCAGGGAGGGGACCCGCAGCCCGCACGGGUUUACAGAACUCCAGAGCCUGUUUACAAGGAGCAAUAUUUUGAGCAGGUAUUGGAUCACUUCAACUUUGAAUCGUAUGGCAAUAAGACCUUCCUACAGCGAUACCUCACAGCAGCUAAAUUCUGGAAGAAGGGAGUUGGGCCCAUCUUCUUUUAUACUGGGAAUGAAGGAGACAUUUGGGAAUUUGCUCAGAAUUCUGGCUUCAUCCUUGAGCUGGCAGAACAGCAGAAUGCGCUAGUGAUUUUUGCAGAGCAUAGGUAUUAUGGGACAUCUCUUCCAUUUGGGAAACUGUCAAUGCAGCGGGAAAAUAUCGGCUUGCUCACUGUGGAACAAGCCCUGGCUGACUAUGCGGUGCUCAUUACAGAGCUUAAAAAGCAGUAUGGUGCCAGGGAUUGCCCAGUCAUUGCCUUCGGAGGCAGUUACGGAGGAAUGUUGAGUGCUUACAUGAGAAUGAAAUAUCCUAACAUUGUGGCUGGAGCACUAGCUGCCAGUGCUCCUCUGUUGUCUGUGUCUGGGAUUGGAGACCCCAACCAGUUCUUUCAAGCUGUCACUGCAGAUUUUCAGGGCUCAAGCCCAGCUUGUGUCAAGGCCGUGAGCAAAGCCUUCCAGGAAAUCAAUGACCUCUACUUGAGUGGAGCCUACGAUAGAAUCAGCAGUGAAAUGUCCACGUGCAAGAGGGUUUCUUGCAAGGAAGAUGUCUACCAGCUGUUUGAGUUCGCUCGAAAUGCCUUCACCAUGAUGGCUAUGAUGGACUAUCCUUACAAAACAGACUUCAUGGGUCACUUCCCUGCUAACCCAGUCAAGGUUGGCUGUGACCAGAUCCUUGCACACCAGGACCAUAUUAAAGGACUGGCAGCUCUUAUCGGAGUGUUCUACAACUCGAGUGGGAUGGCCCCGUGUUACGACAUAUACAAACAGUACAGAAAAUGUUCUGACCCGACUGGCUGUGGCAUCGGCCCAGAUGCUGAGGCGUGGGACUAUCAGGCUUGUACUGAGAUCAACUUAACCUUCAGCAGCAACAACGUGACCGACAUGUUCCCUGAAAUCCCGUUCACCGAGACUAUGAGACAGCAGUACUGCUUCAACAAAUGGCUCGUGCACCCACAACGGGACUGGUUGCAAACAAUGUUUUGGGGCAGCGACCUGAAAGCUGCAAGCAACAUCAUAUUUUCGAAUGGAGACUUGGAUCCAUGGGCAGGCGGUGGCAUAAAGAGUAACCUCAGUUCCUCACUAAUUGCGAUAACCAUUAAGGGAGGCGCUCAUCAUCUGGAUCUCCGAGGAUCUCAUCCAGCUGAUCCUCCAUCUGUCACAGAUGCACGCAACCUAGAAGCAAGGAUUAUCCAUAAGUGGGUGAAGUCUGCUAGGAUUGAGAGAGCCUGGGAGAAGAUGGCUGCGGGUAUAUCACCGUGAAGAUAUCCGUCCAGCUGCCAGCAGGAGUGUUGUGCUGCUAGUGUGUGUACCAGAAAGCACAAGGGUGGCAGCCAUAGGAGCUAAUUGUGCACGGAUCGUUUGACAAAAAUGUCAGUUCAAAUGGCUCUACCAAGGUGAUCAAAAUUCACCAGUCUAAAGUGUCCUGUGAGUCAGUCAAGUCUGUCAACAGAAAAUGAGUAGGCCAAAUCCAUUGACUGAAGGCAAUAGCACUUUGCACCGGUCACAUGCUUACCUGCAUUGUACCACAGAUGUAAUUGUAACGGGGGAAGGGGAGAAUAAAAGCUUGCCUGCAAGUGUUAGACCAUUCCUCAGGAACUGGGUCAUACUUUGUGUACAUGCUUUCCAGCAUGGUAGAGGAAAGAAUGUGCCCCUGCUAUGAGAGCGAGGGAUGGUUAUUCACAGCCCACACCAAUCUCCAGCUUUGCACAAAACUAGAGGACACAUGUAGCUUAUGUUCAGCUAGAAACAGUGUGUCUUCAAAGAAAUGCUUAAAAGGAGAAAGUUCUCUUGGGUGAUUUGUGAAGAAGUAGAGUGAGGGUACUAGUUAUAAUGAUCAGUGAGUUGUAGGAUUCAAAUGAAGAGACCAGUUUCUCCAGAAAGAUUAUAGUCACUGUAAAAAAAAAAAAUCUAUGGGUUGGUCAGCUGUGGAGUAGAGAUUAAAGUUUGGAGAGCACGUGCCCUAUCUAAGGUAAUCCCACUGUGAACAGCUAUUGUACAGGAACAUUAGCAGUGAAGAAGUAGUCACAUUUCCAAUGAUGACCCCUACGUUUAUUUUAAAAUAAAUUACAAGUUUAUUAAAGUAUGUGAUAGAAUUUCAUGGGCUGGCUUCUGAAUAUAACCAAAGAGGAUACAAAAAGGAUAUUUUUCUCUCACCCUGAGAGGUGAAAUAAAUUCAUCUUUGCACAUUAACAAGUAGACUCUUACCUACUGCAAAUACUGUGCACCAAUAAAUACUAGCAAGACUGAAAAAAUAUUACAUCUUAGUAAUUAAUUAUAUGCCUUAAAGUAAAAGGUAUCACCUUACCAUGAUUACGGGGGUGGGGAGUAUUUGGAAAGCCUCCAUCAAGAGAUCAUUCCAGACACGUGUUACUGAGGUGGGCAAAGUACAGCACUUAUUCAGCUUCUUACCAUUGCUCAACCCAAUGUUCAGUGUUGGUUAAUAUUUACACUGGUGAAUCUCUGCUUCCAUCGUACCCCCAUUAGUUCAGAUAGAUACUAGGGCCAGUCCUUGAUGCUUUUUCACAUGAUUCAGAGCAGACCCUCCAGGCACUGGGAGUAAGUUUCCCACAUAGAGCAAGGAGUAGUAAGUAGAGUCACACAGGUUACAGCUUCAGUAUUCCAGCAAUUAGCAGGGUUCAUAGUGCCCCAUGCGAGGCGCACGGAAUGUCUCUACAGAAGAGAGACGGGAAAGGAGUAAAGUCAACUCUCCCCCUCCCCCAAUGGAAUCCCCACCUCUAGCUCCCAAGAUAAGCCAAGGCCAGGUGAAUGUUUCUCUUGGCAACCUUUUAUCCUUGCUCUGCUACAUGGCCUUGCUAGCAUUCCCUGCUCCUGGAAAGCAGGAACCACACAGAGACCAUGCCCAUGAUUAGAAGCGGUCUUUGCCCCAUGAUGCAUUAACAAAGCAGCAAGGCGAGGUGUGAGCCACCUAGAACAUACACUGCAAGCUACAAUCUUUGAACAAGUGGUGACCAGUGGCCUACUCUGCCCUUUGGGGGAACUUCCAACUUUCCACUUCAAGAUGAGGCAAGAGUUCUUUUUAACCCUCAUGCAUCUU
This is a messenger RNA of Mauremys reevesii (Reeves's turtle), 3384 nucleotides long. It is a transcript of the gene DPP7, whose product is annotated as dipeptidyl peptidase 7. Gene Ontology annotation, biological process: proteolysis. Gene Ontology annotation, molecular function: dipeptidyl-peptidase activity; serine-type exopeptidase activity. The coding region runs from base 57 to 1589 and encodes 510 amino acids. Gene Ontology annotation, cellular component: vesicle. The transcript has 13 exons. NCBI's taxonomy places the organism in Eukaryota, Metazoa, Chordata, Testudines, Geoemydidae. The record is from RefSeq and is a predicted model, not a curated record.